GGUUUGGUGAGUCGGUUUGUCGAGUCGGUUUGUCGAGUUUUCUGUAGUUUUUUGUGUUUUUUGGUUGUUAUUUCCUCAUGUUUAGCUUUCAAUAGGCUUGUUGUUAAUGUAUAACUUAACUGUGGGGUGAAUAAAUACAGAAAAAGCGAAAAUUAGAAAAUGUGAAAGGAAUCACGGCCAAAGAAAGCAGAUACGCGUAGUAUUACUGUCAUUACCAGCUUACCCCGUUUCUGCCUCGGAGAAUUUUGUAGACUUCUCUGUCUUUCCACGCUGAAAACAUGUUCGUUUUGUAGGGCUUUCCCUCUGGGAACUCUGAGGACUCUCCGAAAUGGAGACUCACGGCAUUAUGAAAGCUUUUCCGAAGGUGAAGAGGGCCCGUUCAGCCCCCGUUCAGGGAAAGGGGACACCUCCACUUAAGAAAACCUCGACUCAAACAGUGACUGGAAAUGUGUUUCAAGGUGUCUUCAUCCACAUAGUCCCUGCUGGCAUUGGAAAAGCCCGGUGUGACAUAUUCCACCAACAGAUCGUUCAAAACGGGGGCCAGGUGGAAGCUACCUUUAGUCCCAGUUGCACCCAUGUAGUUGUGGACGAGUCAGUAGAUCGAGAGCGGGCAUUGAGGCUGCUGAAGAUUGAAGUGCUACCUCCUGCGGUAGAGCUGGUGAAGUGCACUUGGCUCAGUGCCUGCAUUUCAGAAAAACAACUUCUGACCACCAAAGACUACAGUCUUCUUCCAGCUGGCAGUCCUCAGCAUGUUCCUGCUGAAGAGCCAAAAGAUAGUAUGCUGGGCACCACCUCAGUUCCUGAGGAAACGGCACUACAGCCUGAUCCCAAAACAGCCCAAGAUGACCCAGCAGAGAUGGUGCCGGAGAGUCAAGAUGAACAUCUUGAGGAAGAUGGUGUGUCACAGGACGACUUGGAUGCUUUGGUCCGUGGAAUUAAACCCAAAGUGGGUGUUCCAGACGAAGCCCAGAAUGUGACGGAAAAGCCUGCUUUACCGGGGAAGUGGGUCUGCGCCCAAUCGUCUGAAGCCAAGGGCAUGAACUACAACAAGCACAUUACUGACAAGCUGGAGCAGUUAUCCAAAGUUUACACCCACACAGGGGACAAGUGGAGAGCCCUGAGCUACUCUAAAGCUGUUAAUGCCCUCAAGAGCUACCACAAGCCUGUCUCUUCAUAUGAGGAAGCGUAUCAAAUCCCAGGCAUUGGCAAAAGCAUGGCGACUAAGAUUGUGGAGAUCAUGGACAGUGGGCACCUGAGGAAGUUGGACCAGUUUGGGGAGGCUGUGCCUGUCCUGGAGAUGUUCACCAACAUCUGGGGUGCUGGUGCAAAGACAGCCCAGCUUUGGUAUCAACAAGGAUUUCGUACACUGGAGGACAUUCGCACCAAGGCAACUUUGAACCACACUCUAAGAAUCGGCCUGAAACACUAUGAUGACUUCCUUGAUCGGAUGCCAAGAAGCGAGGCUGCUGCCAUCGAGAAAACGGUGAGGGCGGCGGCCCACAGUGUGAACCCGGAGCUGCUGGUGGUGGCGUGUGGCUCGUACCGCCGUGGGAAGACCACUUGUGGAGACGUGGAUGUGCUCAUAACUCAUCCGGAUGGCACCUCACAUAAGGGCAUCUUCAGCAAAGUGCUCCACAUCCUUCACAACGAUGGUUUCCUGACUGAUGACCUGGUCAGCCACGAGGAGAACGGCGAGCAAAAGAAGUAUAUGGGUGUGUGCCACUUGCCAGGCCCGGGCCAGCGUCACCGAAGGCUGGACAUCAUCGUGGUGCCACAUGCAGAGUUUGCCUGCGCCCUGCUUUACUUCACCGGCUCUGCCCAUUUCAACCGCUCCAUGCGUGCCCUGGCAAAGACCAAAAACAUGAGCCUGUCGGAGCACUCGCUGAACUGUGAUGUGGUGCGCAACCGUGGUGUUAAAGUGCUACCAGGGAGACCACUGAGAACGCUGACUGAGGACGAAGUCUUUCAGCACUUGGGUAUACCUUACCGAGCACCUCAUGAAAGAGACUGGUAGCCGGAUGCUGCUGGGGCUGAGUAUGGCUAUUCAAAUACACCAGUAUCCAAACUGUUGCAGUAUUAGUUUCCUUAGGACUUGCCCACAUGUAUCUGGAUAUUUUUAACACAUUUUUUUUCCCUCUGUUUUCAAAGAAUCUUCGUCCACACCGGCAGCAUUUUUGAAAAUCUGUGUCCACACAAGAACGCACAGACUGCUCAAAAACGCUUGCAUGACCAUGCGAGCCCAGUAGUGGGAGAUGAUACCCCAUAACAUUUGAUGUCCUACAGCAGGGGUGUCUGAUCUUCUCCAGAAAGCGCAGGUGUGGCAGCAGGUUUUCAUUCCAGCAAAGCAGGAGCUCACAUGCUCAGCAGUUUUGAAGACAGAAACAAGAAUAAACAAGUGGAAUCAGGUGUGCUCCAGCUCAUUUUGUGUGAAAACCUGCAGCCACACCAGCCUUUUGAGGAUAACAUUGAACACCCCUGUCCUACACCUCAAGAAGAACAUUGUGAGCAUGCACACUGAGCACAAUUGAAGCUAAAGCAGAGAUUUUCUGAUAACAUGAUGGCAGCGUGUUCAGUAAUACAGUAGAUUUUGACGUGCAGGCCAUCAGCCCUUAAUAAUACAAUAUUUAAAAAGAUCCAGAGUCAGAUUUUUACCUACUUUAAAGCUACUGCUCACCAUGGGGUUGUUAGCAUUGCCAUGGCUGUGCCACCAUUUCUGAAGCAUCCACAUAGUCCUGAUCAGACUGAGAGGCUUUUUUCUAGAGGAGUUUUUGUAACUUUUUAUUCCGAUUAAACAAUGGAUUAAGGAUUUAUUUCAAAUCUGACUUUAGUUAAUGAUCAUUAGUCAAAUAUCUUUAAAAUCAUUGAGAGAUACCAUAUUAAAAAAAUAUUUUUAGUUGAGGUGACACUGCAUUUACCAGAAAGUACUUUCUGAAGCCUCUGAAAUAAGAAAAGCCAAAUUCAAUUAUAAACACACUAUCAUACAAAUGAUCUGCAUGAUAUCAGCGUUUUCAGAAAACUGUGUUUUGCUCAUCCACAUAAAAACUCUGAAAACGGUUUUCAAAAAUGCCUCUGUUUUGAUGUGGACAGAAGGCAAAAACAGAGAAAAAAAUUUCAAAAAUAUCCUGAUACAAUAAAAUUACAAACCAUUCUCCUUUGUUAGCAUUGUUAGCUUUCUUCCACUGUAAGAAUUUUGCAUUAAGCAAAAUCUAAGCAAAGCUAUAUAUGGGAAUAAUACAGACAAAAAGAUGAUACAUCUGUACAGGGCAGGUUGUCAUUCUGUAGGUCAGCUGGUAAUAUGAACACUGGAGCUGCUCUCAAAAAGGUAUGGAAGGGCGAGGGCAGCAUUAGUCUCACGGGGCCAGACAUUAUGGAGCGCACCAUCUCAACUUACUUUGAGCUCCGACUUCACAAGUUGUUGGAUUGGUUUACAUACUUCACACCCUAAAGUCUACUUUCCCACCCACAUUUAGCCCAAAAUAUCAUUACAUGAUCACGUCUGGCCCUGUGAGAACUAGGGCAGCUUCUACCAGCUAAUAAGAAAAGUGCAAUUUUUAAACAAACUGUGAUGCUGUGUUUUUCAGUGCCAGUCAUGGAGGCCAAAUGACACUUAUUAGUGUUUUUACUACUCAAAGACACCUGACUAAACUCGUCAGUCAUAUCUUGAGCCCAUCAGAUAUGUCAAACACAAAGGUGUAAUGCAUGGAUCACCCAUACACUAAGGCUGAGAACUACUUUUAUGCUUUGUUUUAAAAGUAUGUACGUAGUAAUCAUGAGCUUUGCUUACCGAACCUCAGAGUGCUGAGAGCUGAUCUAGGAACCCUUUUUACUGUAAAUAUCCUUAUGAAUUAAAUCAUGGAAAAGUGGAAACUGGCCCUACAUCACCUCUCUUUGUAACUCUGCUUUCAGGUAUGUAUUUAUUGCGCUAGUUGGUAUUAACUUAUAUAAUUUUAAUGGCCAUAUGGAUGUUGAAAAAUCAUACGGAUGCAAGUUGAAUGAAGGAAUAAUGUUAUGUUUUGGUUAUUGUACCUGUGUUUCCUAGACAGACUGCAUCAUAGCACUGUACUGCAUCAUCAGCACCUGCACUGUGCUGUCGGGAAAUGUUUUAGAAUGUACAGCUUUUGAUAAAGUAAUGCUGAAUGUGAAUAAUAAAUCACUACAAAGUA
Molecule: messenger RNA, 4163 nt
Organism: Colossoma macropomum (tambaqui)
Lineage: Eukaryota; Metazoa; Chordata; Actinopteri; Characiformes; Serrasalmidae
Gene: poll
Product: polymerase (DNA directed), lambda
Exons: 8
Coding region: 329-2014 (561 amino acids)
Biological process (GO): double-strand break repair via nonhomologous end joining
Cellular component (GO): nucleus
Molecular function (GO): DNA-directed DNA polymerase activity; DNA binding
Source: RefSeq, a predicted model, not a curated record